GCCACCUAGCGAAAUAAAGCAAGUUUCAUGUGUGGAAAAUAAAUUUGGUUCUUUUAGUUUUGUGACCUAAAGGAUCACGAUGGCGAUCCGGCACAACAACGUCAUAUCGAAUAAUCACUUUCACAAGAAGUGGCAGACCAGAGUCAAGACAUGGUUCAACCAGCCCGCCCGUAAGUACAGGCGACACCAGAAAAGAAUCAUAAAAGCAAGGACUGUUGCUCCACGACCAACAAGCGCCCUGCGACCAGUGGUUCGAUGCCCCACAUUUAAGUACAACACCAAACAACGCUUCGGCAGAGGCUUUACUUUGGAAGAACUUAAGGCUGCUGGAAUAAACCGUUAUUUUGCUGCCACCAUUGGAAUUGCUGUCGAUCAUCGCAGAAGGAACAAAUCAACUGAAUCACUUCAGAUGAACGUGCAGAGGUUGAAGGAGUACAAGUCCAAACUUAUCCUUUUCCCCAAGAAGCUCUCCAAUCCUAAGAAGGGAGACAGCUCUGCUGAAGAAGUAAAGAUGGCAACUCAGCACACUGGUGUGGUCAUGCCAAUGAAGGAUACCUUCAAACCCGAGAAAGCGCGUGCUAUCACAGAUGCUGAACGCAAACACAGUGUGUUCCAGUCACUUAGAAUGGCUCGUUCCAACGCCAAGUUGUUUGGAAUCCGUGCCAAGCGAAAGAAGGAAAAGGAAGAGGCUGCGAACCAAACUAAACCCAAGAAGGGAAAGUAAAUUAACAGGAAAUAAAAAAAAUUCAAAUGUG
Molecule: messenger RNA, 755 nt
Organism: Ciona intestinalis (vase tunicate)
Lineage: Eukaryota; Metazoa; Chordata; Ascidiacea; Phlebobranchia; Cionidae
Source: RefSeq, a predicted model, not a curated record